AUGUAUUUGGAAAAUGGUGGGAUUGAUUCCAUUGAAAAAGAAAAUGCUGUCAAAUCAUCAAAACUUUACAACAUGAUAACAAAUUCAAAAAUUUAUCAGUCUCCUGUUGAGAAAUCAGUUAG
Entrophospora candida is the source of this 122-nucleotide messenger RNA. Lineage: Eukaryota; Fungi; Glomeromycota; Glomeromycetes; Entrophosporales; Entrophosporaceae. The record is from the annotation of a GenBank genome assembly.